CUCCCUAGUCUUUGGUUAAAUUGUUGUGGUUGUGAGUCAAGCUGCUCGUCGGUGUUUUAUUCCAUUUUGUUUUCAAAUUGUGUUUGAAAUAUCUUGGAAUUGAUUGUGCAAAUUAUGUAAAAUGGCUAUCAACUUAGAAAAACAUAGAGAUGCUUUAAUAGCGGCGUGGAAAGACGUAUUAGACGAGAAAACUGAAACCAACUGGGCUUUAUUUGGAUAUGAAGGCUUAACAAAUGACCUAAAGUUUGUCAGCAAAGGAGACGGAGGACUCCUUGAACUGAUAGAUGAUUUUAACAGUGGUAAAAUACAGUAUGCCUUUCUGAAAGUGGAUGUGCCUAGUGGAAGCAUAUCAAAGUAUGUGCUUAUCAACUGGCAGGGUGAAGGCGCGCCUACUGUCCGCAAAGGGACUUGCGCGAACCACAUCAAGCACAUUGCUCAAUUCUUCACCGGAUUCCACUUGACCAUGCAUGCGAGAACCGAAGAUGACCUAGAUGAGAAGGUUAUCCUGGACAAACUGGCUAAAGCGGGCUCGGCAUUCAAUUUCAAGCAAAGUAGGCCAGACGAACUGCCUCCAAGUGGACCCAUUGGUACAACUUAUAAGAAGGUUAAUCCAGUCCAAGAAAUAAAUUCAAAAGAACGCGAUCAGUUCUGGUUGAAGGAAGAACAAGAAGAGAAGAAGAGAUUGGAAGCUGAGAGGAAAAGGAGAGAAGAGGAGAAAAGAAAAGCGGAAGAAGAUGUCAGAAGACGAGACGAGUUGGAGGCGGCUAAGAGGGCUCAAGCUGAGGAACAAAAAGCGGCCCCCGCCGACGCGGCGCCGGCGCCGGGCGGCAGCGAAGCCCUGCGGCGCCAGCGCUCGGCCGAGGCGCGCCGCCUCAUCGGCGCCUCCACCGCCGCCGCGCGCGCGCUCUUCCAGCAGAACCUCAACCAGGGCCAGAUGAACAACAGGACCAACUCGAGCAUACCAGAGAAACCUGUCCGCAGUUCAGUGAUAGCGCAACGCAUCAACACGUUCACGCAAAACCAAAUCGCUUCGCCGGUCACGACUACACCGCCGAAAUCGCCAUCAAAAAUACAACCAAAAGCGGAACUGCACGAGGAGACCAUAGACCAACCGAAACUCAGUCCGAUGAAGAACAUAGACAAAAUAAAAUUAAGUCUGGAAAGUCCGUCGCAGAUUCAAUACGAGCCUAUAAUCGAUCCGACAGUCGAUUUGAGCCCAAGCACAGAAGAACCGAGCUCGUUCAGUGCCAUAAACUAUUCGGAAUACAACGAGUAUAGAGAUAUUGAGGGUAAUCGUAGCGAGCCAAUGAUCAAACAGAACAUUCUGGAAAAUGAUAUGUUCGACGCGUCGUAUUCUAGUUCGAAUGAGAAUGACGAUGACGAUAGUGAUAAUAAGUUUAGCACGAUCAAGAGGUCGCCGUAUAGUAAGAACAAUAUCGCCGAGGAGAAUAGGUCGGAAUUGAGUAGACAGAACACGGUCAUAGAGAAUGUUAAUUAUAAGAAGGAGAACGGCAAUGGGACGCAUGAAGAUGUUUCACCUGAAGGUUUAGAGGAAGAGAGUACGAUAUACGAGGACUUGGACGAUGAUCCAGGUCUCACCGCGAGAGCUUUGUACGACUAUCAAGCAGCGGACUCGUCGGAGAUUACAUUCGACCCGGGCGACAUCAUCACACACAUCGAGCAGGUGGAUGCGGGUUGGUGGCAGGGUCUCGGCCCACACGGCUCUUUUGGUUUGUUCCCCGCCAACUAUGUCGAGCUUCUGCCCGCUAGGCUGCGGUAAAGAGGCUGAGAUACUUAUAUAUACGAUAGAUAUUGUGUCGUUUGGCGCAGAAAUCGUUCUUUUUUUGUCAUUGAAAUCAAUGAUUUUAUCGGCAAAUUCGUCGGUAUAAUCCAUUUGCAUGUCGAAAAUGUGACGUUAAUUGAUUUUUUUUUCACUAAAAUCGGUAAAUUUUAUAAAAUUCAUUCAGUUUGUGUGCGAAUGCAAUAGAUUUAUUUGUCGGUAAAAUAGAUUUGUACUGUCGGUAAAGUCGUUAGAAAUCGGAGGAAUUUAUUUUAUAUUAUUCUGAUUUUUAUGAUGAAAACGAUGGAAAAUUGAUUUAUUUGUCGAAAAUCUGUACUUUUUUUUCAACUGAUAUCAAAUUAUCGAUGGAUUUAAUUACUAGUUUUUCUUUAAAAAGUUAAGUGUUCAAAAGUUUGCCACACUUGAAUUUCACAGUGUCUUAUUGUACCAGAUAUUUUAUUCGUAGCCCUAACCAUAUUUUUAUUUAUAUAAUAGUUGGGCGGAAUAUUAACAAUAGUCGAUCAAAAUAAAGCGCGUAAUCCUAUUUUUCCUUACUUUAAACAUAUUUAAUAAUUAAAAGUAAAUCAGACAAGUGAAAAAGGAUUUUACUACUUCCAUUAAGAUAGUUUGUCUCACUUGUCAGUAAUAGGAACUGAAUCAUUAAGGAGAUUUCUUUUUACCAAGGUGUUGGCUAAAUUCUCCAGUUCUAUCGAUAAAUUUAACACUUAAUACUUACAAUGAAACUACAAUAUAAUAGACUUAUUGCAAUACACUUAUAAUAUUUUAUUUUUACAUAUAUUAAGACAUAUUAUUAUAUAUCGUGGCUUUCCUUAAUACUGAUGCAUUUUUAUAACUAUAACUUUGAAGCGAGAGAAAUUAGAAUUAGGUAUUAAAAGAUUUAAGUGUAAUAUUUUGAAAAUAACGUAAUGAACGUAGAGAAGUAUGAACCACUGUCUGUUAAAAGUCAUAGAAUUAUAGGUACAGUCAUAAACGUAAAUAAGUAGUAUACAGGGCUACAUGUAAAUUUAAAUAUUUAACCAAAAGGUCUCUCAAAUUUCUGUGUGUUAACUUUUAUUCAUUUAUUUGGUUUGUUAACAGUAUAACAUUAAAAACAAACAUAAACCUUAAAUAAUUUGUAGCACAAACAUUUUAUAUGUUAUAUCAUUUUUAAAUUACAAUUAAAUUCCAAUUUUAAUUUAUGCAAAAUAAUUAUUUUGGUAUAUUGGGCUCUGUAUAAUUAUUAUUGUUGUUGAUUGUACCUUUAAUGUAUGGUUAGUAUUUCGUUGCGGAUUGGUUAUGGUAGGUUUAAUUUUUUUAUGUAAAUAUUUAUUAUGUUUCAACUUUAGACAUUUUUACAUGCGUUGUGAUUUCGUUUUAUUGAAGUUGCAGAAUGGUGAUAUUUAUUGGACUUGUAUUAUGGCCUAACCAUGAUCCAGGUUGGGUCAGCUUUUCCUCUCCCUUAUUUAUAAACAUUGAAAAGGUAUAUAUCUUCUGUCUCUUACUGCCACUACAAGGUAUGUGUCUUCUCUACUUUUCUAUAAGUUCGAUAACGUCAAGAUAGAGAAGAUAAGACAUAUGCCUUAACAACUUGUUUUGUGAAUGAGCCUGCCCUGUUAGGGUCACAGAGGUCAGACGGAAGUCUUUUUGCCAGUUCCUGGAUCAUGGUCACGGGAAAAAUAAGCGUUCCUCUCUAAGGAGAACGCGAAAGAGACUUAAGAUGAAGUUUGGAAGCCAAUACCUCACUGGAAUUUCCGAAAUCUUUGCCGCUUCUUAUAAAAGGCUUAUUUCUAUUUUUUAUUCUAAAAUGAUAGUAGAAGUCACAACACAUAGAAUUGCCUUUAUGAAAAACAUUCUGAUAAUCAGUAUGUUUUUUUUGGAGUAUGAGAAUUUUUAUUUUCAGUAAUAACCUCUGUACUCUGUAAUACUUAAAUGUCUUUAUUUACAAGAGACGUUUUGGAAAUUCCUGAGGUAUCGUGCUAGUGAAUGGCCUUUAGUCUUUCAUUUUAUUGGACUGCUUUAAUUAAGUCUUAGACUGCAUUGGUUAAUGCUUAGAUAAUUAGGUUGUAUUAUGCUUAUUUAUUCUGUUAAAUUAUUAUACAUGUUGCUGCCGAAUAGCGAACUUCAAUUGUAAUACCCGUAGAAAUCGGAAUAUAAGACAAUAGAAAUGCCAUAUUGUAUUUGAAACUAUAGCGAAAACGUGUCGACGUCGUAUGAAUUUUCAGUUGUAAAGCUGAUAAAUCGCAAAACUGAAAUGCAAUAUGGAAACAAAACGUGCUGUAAAUAUUGCCCCAAUUAUCAUUGCAUCGCUUUCACCAGUAUUUACCACUUCUACUGUCUCAUAUUAUUCUGAAUUCUAUGGUGAUCUUACGAUAUUCGUAAGUAGAUAAAAGUUGGCGUACGAAAUAAAUUACGAUUGAAUUGAGAUAGUCCUCUUUUUAAGAAGUCGGUUAAAAACGUUGCUACAGAGAAAAUACAGGUUACCUUACCUAUACCUUAAGAAACACCGAGAAAUUGAAACGUAUAUUUUGGCUUCGACAUAUGAAAUGUUUAGUUAUCAAAAGUAUUGAUUCGAAAUUAUUUGUUAAGAAUAAUAUAAUUAUAUUAUGAUAUAUCUAAUCCUUUUUGGCCAUAUUUAUAAUAAAAAUAAAAUUAAUGUAGCUGAGUAAUGUAUAAUUAAUUGAUAAAGAAAAUAUAGCCCAAAUUGUUUACAAAAUUAAUCCAAAUUGUGUCUUGGUAGUGCCAAUUAUACCCCAUUUAAGUAUACACAUGUAAGUUUUGUAACGUCUACACACAAAAAUCCCUAGUAUUGUAACGUCAAAAGACUCAAAUUUUAGAAUUAGACCCCUGCACUGAUUCGUUAAUAUUUCGAAUGAAUUUUGUAACUAAUGUUUACGAAGUCAUGCGAGUAAUUAAAAAAUAAAAACAGUUUUUGAAGUCAACUUUAAUAGGAGGCAAAGAUUGGCAAUCGUAAAUGGAAUGUUCGAGAUAUAUUCUCGGUACUUAAUCAUUGCCAACUUAGUCCUUCAAUGUGUUUUUAAGAGAUUUCUUCUCAAUAAAAAUUAUUCGUAACUCAUUGUUGAAAAAAAUAUCACGAAAUUGUAUAGAAAGGUCACAUCAUGUCGCAAAUAAAGUUAGAAAAUAUUUCUAUUUCAAUUAUAAAUUCUUUUUAUAUUAUUUGACUAUGCAGUAUUGUUAUAAAGAUUAAUGAUUUAUUUUAGCUUAACUCGUUAUAUCUGUUACGCUAUCAUGUUUGUAAUGACUUUACAGCAUUAUGUAGAUUCUAAUAUUUAUAUCCUAUUUACCUACUAAUGUAAAUGUACUAUGCAUUUAUUUCUAAAGGAAACUUGUACACGACAUCUUUUGUAUAUUAUUUUUAUUAAAUUAAUCUCUUUUUUCCCUUUCUUACAGCAGUGUUUUAUAAUUCGGUAUUGUGUGCUUUUUUUGCGGAAGCGAAAUUGUUUAAAACGUAAUAUUUAUACUCUUUGGUGUGCAUACUCUUUUUUUUUAUACAUACCUAGUUGGUUUGAAUGUAGUACACAAUUCCACAUCUUGUAAGUAAUCUAGAAAUUAGGUGAAAGUAAAAAAGUUUUGGAGAAAAUCCUUGUGAAAAGUAAUGAGAUGCGUGUACAAGUGUGGACGUGCCCCAAUAGAAAUGAAUUGAGACUAAGCAUUGCCUUGAUUCUUCUAUACAAAUUAGAGUUAAGUCCUGACUACAUUUCUUAUGUUGAUACAAGUAUUUUCUUGUUUAUAUGUAAUUGCAAUAUUAUUUUAUGUGUAUGGUGCUCCAGUGUAAUAUAGGUUUACAUUUGUAUCCUACUAUUUUCGAAAUAAACAUGUCCUGAUUCCAAUA
This is a messenger RNA of Amyelois transitella, 5630 nucleotides long. It is a transcript of the gene Abp1, whose product is annotated as drebrin-like protein A. The transcript has 10 exons. The record is from RefSeq and is a predicted model, not a curated record. Gene Ontology annotation, molecular function: actin filament binding. Lineage: Eukaryota; Metazoa; Arthropoda; Insecta; Lepidoptera; Pyralidae. Gene Ontology annotation, biological process: regulation of actin filament polymerization; neuron projection morphogenesis; positive regulation of axon extension. Bases 122 to 1780 code for a protein of 552 amino acids. Gene Ontology annotation, cellular component: plasma membrane; site of polarized growth; postsynaptic density.